CUGAAAACAAUUAUAAUUAAUUCAACCCCAUACAAUUGGGAUAUGGGAUAUGGAUUAGAUCAUGAUUAUUAUUUUUUAACCCCAAACUUUAUUCGGGUGGAAAGGUGGCCACCUAAAAAUAUUAUUAACCAUUAUGAUGAUGAAGUCCAUGAACAAAUUUUCAACGAAAUGGGAGCAGUUGUAGAAUUAGUAAUUAAUUCUAAUUAAUAAACAAUUCAGAUGUAUAUUAGUCCUACAUUGCAUGCGGAGACCGGAAUGCCCUAGACCAUUUCCUUGGCUAACCUCCAUAAAUAACAGGGUUCACAUUCAAGCUUCCUCAUCCAUCAACCAAGUAAUCUGUUCUGUCCAGUUCUUUAUUGAGAAAAAAAAAACAAGUGAAAAAUGGGUGCUCAGAUGCUUGCAGUUGUUGCCCUCUUGGCGCUUCUCUCUCAAGCUUUAGCUUCUGAUCCAAGUCCUUUGCAAGACUUCUGUGUUGCCAUUAAAGACACCGACUAUCCUGUGUUUGUGAAUGGGAAGUUCUGUAAGAAUCCAAACUACACAACAGCAGAUGAUUUCUUUUUUUCCGGCCUUGACAAGCCCGGAAACACCUCCAACCCUGUUGGCUCCAAAGUCACUCCUGUAAAUGUGAUGCAACUACCUGGUCUCAAUACUCUUGGCAUUUCCUUGGUCCGCAUAGACUAUGCUCCCUAUGGUCUCAAUCCACCCCACACCCACCCCCGAGCCACCGAGGUUCUGGUUGUGUUGGAGGGCAGACUCUACGUGGGCUUCGUCACCUCCAACCCGGACAAUCGCCUCUUUACCAAGGUCCUGAACAAGGGAGAUGUGUUCGURUUUCCUGAAGGCCUCAUUCACUUCCAGUUCAAUGUGGGGCACACCAAUGCGGUUGCCUUUGCCGGUUUGAGCAGUCAGAAUCCUGGUACUAUCACCAUUGCUAAUGCUGUGUUUGGAGCCAAGCCACCCAUCAAAGAUGAUGUUCUUGCAAAGGCAUUCCAAGUUGACAAGAAGGUGAUUGAUUACCUUCAAGCUCAGUUCUGGAUGGACAACAACUAAAACAAACAUCACUACCUAGAGAUUUUAGUCAGAACCUAUAUAUAUAUAUAAUAAAUGUAAGCCCUUUUCAGACUUCAAAUAAACACAAUUCAUUGUGUAAAAUUAUGGGUGGUAAUGUUGUGGCCCACGCUGCUGCCUCCCUUUGGUGUGUCAUUUUGUUGGUUUAUUCUUGUACCUUCAGAUAUUGAAGAACUUUUCUACCAAUAAGGAAUAUUAGUAAUAAUAUGAAGAACUUUUUUA
Molecule: messenger RNA, 1290 nt
Organism: Nelumbo nucifera (sacred lotus)
Lineage: Eukaryota; Viridiplantae; Streptophyta; Magnoliopsida; Proteales; Nelumbonaceae
Product: putative germin-like protein 2-1
Molecular function (GO): manganese ion binding
Source: RefSeq, a predicted model, not a curated record